Messenger RNA from Nymphaea colorata (pocket water lily), 2263 nucleotides. Its product is annotated as patellin-4. Bases 295 to 1926 code for a protein of 543 amino acids. The record is from RefSeq and is a predicted model, not a curated record. NCBI's taxonomy places the organism in Eukaryota, Viridiplantae, Streptophyta, Magnoliopsida, Nymphaeales, Nymphaeaceae. The transcript has 4 exons. Gene Ontology annotation, molecular function: lipid binding.
CGGAGAUGAACAGGGAGGGGGCGAGAGAGAGAGAGUCCCUGGGAGGGAGAAAGCUCCUGAUUGCAGAAUUAGAUAUAGAGGACCUCUUCUGGCAGGGAGGCAAGAUAGGCAGAGGAAAUCAAGGAGGGGAGAGAGAGAGAGCCAGAGAACCUGAAGCUUCUCUUAUUUUGCCGCUCUCUGCAAUCAGAUAUUUCAGGAUCCCUUCUAGUUCUUUCUCUUUCUCUGAGGAAUUUCUUGCAGAAAGAGCUCGGACAGGCGCAAGGGAAGGACACGCGCAUACACCAAGGGCUCAAGAUGACAGCUGCUGAAGACGUCAAACCGGUUGAGAACAAGGCGGAAGAAGCCGCCGUCGUCGCUCAAAAGGAGGUCGAACCUGCUAUGGUUUCUGAGCAGAAGGUCGAAUCGCCCGAAAAAAAGCCCAUCGCGGCUGGUGAUCAUGCGGACGAGAAGCCUGUGGAAGGGAACGCAGACGGGAGACAGAGCAUCGAUGAAACAAAGAAACUAUCCGCUCCUUCAUUCAAGGAAGAGAGCAACUUUCUUUCGGAUUUGUCAGAGACUGAGAGAAACGCACUCAAUGAGCUCAAAUCCAUGGUGGAGCAAGCAAUUCACAGGAACGAGCUCAUCGUGGAACCCUUGCAGGAAGAGUCGGAGGCACCUCAAGAAGCAAAAGCGUCGGAGGCCGAGAUAGUAGCUAUUGGAGAAGCAGAAAAGAGAGAGGCAACUCCUCAAGAAGCGAAAGAGGGAGAGGUCGCUCCCCAAGAAGAAAAAGAGGGAGUGGCAACUCCCCGAGAGGCAAAGGAGCGAGAUGCAGCAUCCGGAGAAGCAAAAGAGGGAAAAGCAGUGGCUGACAACGAGAAGAAAGAUGAAAACCAUAACCCCCAAAUGGUAGACGAGGACAUCUGUUUAUGGGGUGUGCCUCUUUUACCCAGCAAGAAUCUGGAUACCACUAACGUCGUGCUGUUGAAGUUCCUUAGGGCCAGAGAUUUCAAGGUAAAUGAGGCUCUUGAGAUGCUGAAGAAAACGAUCAGAUGGAGGAAAAAUUCACAGAUCGAUUCGCUUACAGAGGAGGAAUUGCAGUCUGGCCUUGAAGGAGCUGCCUACAUGAAUGGUGUGGACAGGGAAGGCCACCCUGUCUGUUACAAUGUGUAUGGUGUCUUUGAGGAUAAGGAUCUGUAUCAAAAGGUGUUUGGGUCGGAGGAGAAAUGCGAGCAAUUUUUCAAGUGGAGGUUGCAAGUGAUGGAGAAGGGAAUAAAGCAACUGGAUUUCAAACCAGGUGGUAUCUCUUCCAUACUUCAGAUCAUUGACCUGAAGAAUGCCCCAGGACCGUCGAGGAAGGAAAUGAGGAAUGCUAUCAGUAAGGCUGUGAAUUUGCUUCAAGACAAUUAUCCAGAGUUUGUCUCCAGAAAUAUCUUCAUCAACGUUCCUUUUUGGUACUAUGCUUUUAAGCUGUCGCCGUUCUUGACACAGAGAACCAAAAGCAAACUCGUUUUUGCUCGGCCAGCCAAGGUUACUGAGACUCUACUUAGGUACAUUCCAGCAGAAAACAUACCAAUCCAGUAUGGCGGCCUAAAACGCGAAAAAGAUGAAGUCUUCUCUGUAGGAGAAGAUGUAGUAUCAGACAUUGUCAUCAAAGCCGGAUCCACUGAAAAUGUGGAAAUUCGGGCGCCAAAGGUUGGAGACACUAUAAUUUGGGAUAUAACUGUAUUGGGAUGGGAAGUAAACUACAAGGAGGAGUUCGUUCCUACCGAUGAAGGAUCAUACACAAUUAUAAUUCAGAAAUCUAAGAAAAUUUCGUCUCAGGAGGAACCAGUUCGCAACUCAUUCAGGGUGACUGAACCUGGAAAGGUUGUCCUGUCGAUCGAGAACAACUCUUACUGGAAGAAGAGAGCUCUGUAUCGAUCAAAAGUUCUGAUCCCAAGUCCUUGAAGUCAGACUCAAGGUGGCAUGGUCAUGAUUGUUCAGAGAGAGGGAGAGAGAAAGAGAGAGAGAACCCUGUUUGCAACUGAGAUUUGUUAUUCAUUCUUUAACUGUGGGAGGACUUGUGUGCAUGUCCGGCUCAACUUUCUUCCCUACAGCAGAGAGAAAGAUAAUAUAGCUAUUCUUUUGGUGGACUUGUCACCAACUCGGAUUUGGUUAUUCAUUCUUCUGCAAGCACAGAUUUAUGUCCGUGUGAAUGUGCGCCUUGUAUAUGUUCAUUUUAUCUGUCCUAGAAGCUUGUAAGUAGCCUAUUUUUAUCAAUGGAGUUUGUGAUGCUUUCUAGUUA